This is a messenger RNA of Clunio marinus, 267 nucleotides long. The record is from the annotation of a GenBank genome assembly. Lineage: Eukaryota; Metazoa; Arthropoda; Insecta; Diptera; Chironomidae.
AUGUCUCAACAUUUAAUAAUUAAUUUAAGUAAAAGUGAUGAAGGUAGUUUUGGUUUUUCAUUAUUGGGCAAAUUUGCUGGUAUCCCUCAUGUGAUUUAUGAUGUUAUUGAGGACUCUCCGGCAGCUGAAAGUGAGAAAAAUGAUGAUAGAAAUAUAGAUAUUGGUUCUUUGAACCUUACUUGUUCUCCCUCGGAAAGAAAAAAAAAACAUAAAAAACAUUCAACACAAACAGCGACAAAAGAACCACGAAGAAGAGAAACACAUUGA